ACCCACGUUCUUACGAGUAAAUACGGCGUUGUGAUGGGAGGGGGAGAGGUUUUGAAACACAAAUAGAAACAGUGGAGUACACGGAAGUGUUUUGUUUCUAAAGAGUCUAUGGGAAAAUGUCAGAGCUAAAUAAAGAAGUGGUUGAUCUGGUUUGGGGAAGACGAACUGGCAACGGUGUGUCCGAUACCGUCUUCUGCAGGUGGACCCAAGGAUUUGUCUUCAGUGAAACAGAGCCAACUGCCCUAGAACAGUUUCACGGUGGUCCUUGUGCAGUGAUUGCAGCAGUCCAGGCUUUUCUUUUGAAGAAUAUCUUGUUUAAUUGUGAAAACUCUAAUUGGAGAGAUUGUUCAGAAGAGAAACGGAAAGCUGUUCUUUGCAAUACUUUAAGUGAAAUUUUAGAAACCGCUUGUUUCAACAAAUCAAAAUCCUACUCUUUAGUAACCUGGUCAAAAGAGAAAGUGUCAGAGGACAAUGCCAGCAUUUCUGACAGUCAUCCGGAAUCCAGCCAUCAUACAAAGGAUGAAGAACCCUCUGCGUUGGCUGCUGAGGAGCUUGGCUUUGAGCGAUUUCAUACAAUAAUUCACAAAAGAACAUUGAAAACUGUUGGUGAGAUGAAGGAAGCAAUUUUGGAUCUUUAUGAUACAUGGAGGAACAAAUUCGGAGUGCUGCUUUUUUUGUAUUCAGUCAUAUUGACAAAGGGUAUUGGAAAUGUAAAGAAUGAAAUUGAAGAUUCAGCUGAACCCCUCAUAGACCCUGUAUAUGGUCAUGGAAGCCAGAGUUUAACCAACCUGUUGUUGACGGGCUAUGCAGUUUCCAAUGUUUGGGAUGGAGACAGGGAAUGUUCUGGGAUGAAACUGCAAGGUAUACACAAUCAAGCAACUGUAGGCUUUCUUACUUUAAUGGAGUCCCUACGAUAUUGUAAGGUUGGAUCGUUUCUAAAGUCUCCAAAGCUCCCUAUUUGGAUACUUGGCAGUGAAACUCACCUCACUGUGUUUUUUGCCAAGGAAAUGCUCCUGGUUGCUCCUGAAUCUCCAUCAGAACAAGCAAGGAGAGUUUUCCAAACCUUUGACCCAGAAGAUAAUGGAUUUAUACCUGAUACAUUGCUGGAGGAUGUAAUGAAAGCACUGGACCUUGUGUCAGAGACUGAGUAUGUAAACCUCAUGAAGAGUAAAUUAGACCCUGAAGGAUUAGGAAUAAUAUUACUAGGAACUUUUCUGCAAGAGUUCUUUCCUGACCAGAACUCUGUUAUUCCAGACUCAUUCCCUGUGUACCACUACAAUGGGCUGAAGCAGUCUAACCACAACGAAAAGGUUAUGUAUGUAGAGGGAACCGCUUUAGUUCUGGGCUUUGAGGACCCAAUGGUGCGCACUGAUGAUACUCCAAUCAAACGCUGUCUGCAAACUAAGUGGCCAUACAUUGAACUUCUGUGGACCACCGACAGAUCUCCCUCAUUAAAUUAACUCUGAUAUCUAUCUGACAAUAAAUCAAAAAGUUAGAAUGGCCUAAGCUUUCACAUCGUUAUGGUACGCUCAAGCAGCUGGUGCUGACUUCAGUAUAAUCAGGGUCUUUUCCUUCCCUGGAUUGUACAGAGGUGGGUUUCCAUUUAAAUAUUAAAUUGUUCUCAUAUAAAUGUAAUUGUCUGUUCCACAUUUAACUACUUUUCAUAAGGGUAUAUUUAAUUGGAAAACACUGAAUGAUUACCUAUUUACAUGUUAUGUAUUUAUUUCUUUUUUUCAAAUUUUGUUUAAUUUCAGCUUUUUUGUUUCCAUGUCAGUAAGUUAAGUUAAAGGGUAACAGUACUGCUGAAGAUUAUUUUGCUCCAAUCAAUUCCUUGUGAAUUCACACAAUUACCUCAUAAGCAUUGGGUUUAAUGCAUUUGUCAAAAUAACUAACAGCUGCAAACAGAACUUGCAUUAAACAUAAUUCACCCCCACACCCUCCAACUAGCUGUUGAUAGCUGUUUUGGUGUGUGGGGUUUUUUUUUGUGUUUUGUUUUGUUUUUUUUUUUCUGUUUUGGAUUGGGCAGCAGUUAACAUUUUAAUUGUUAACAAUGUAUACUGUGUGUCCUAUUAAGCAUUAUCUAAAACUAUUUGAACAUUUGAUAAUUAUACAUAGUUAACUUAAAGAAUAAUAAAAAAAAAAUAAGUGGCUAUUAAAUUAUAUAACUAUUAUAUGAACAUAACACUGUCACCAACUGACGUGUAUAUUUAUUGCUGUGUUUUAAUGCAUGAGAAAAGAUUGUUGUUAUCAGUACAUCUCUAGUGUUCUGUUAUUUAUUAUGAUCCAGUGGCUUACCCAAAAUAAAC
Polyodon spathula (Mississippi paddlefish) is the source of this 2306-nucleotide messenger RNA. RefSeq names its product MINDY lysine 48 deubiquitinase 3 (gene mindy3). NCBI's taxonomy places the organism in Eukaryota, Metazoa, Chordata, Actinopteri, Acipenseriformes, Polyodontidae. The transcript has 16 exons. The record is from RefSeq and is a predicted model, not a curated record. Gene Ontology annotation, biological process: protein K48-linked deubiquitination. Gene Ontology annotation, molecular function: cysteine-type deubiquitinase activity; K48-linked deubiquitinase activity. The coding region runs from base 117 to 1460 and encodes 447 amino acids.